AUGGUACAAGCAUGGUACAUGGACAGUGAUGAGGGUGAUCAGAAAAAACCACACCAAACCAAUCCGCCUAAGUUUGUAACUUUAGAGAAGUUGCUAACGUUUGGGGUCCACUAUUGGAAGAUCGACUCCAAAGACCAAUUAGAUAAAAUAGUAGAAGAUAGAGGCUAUAAUUACAACGAUGAAGUCACAUGCAACAAAGAAAAACUUCCAAACUACAAUGAAAUGAUGAAAAAGUUUUUUGAAGAGCACGUACACCCCGAUGACGAAACCAGACACGUUCUAGACGGCUCUGGGUACUUUGAUAUACGAGACCCAACAACUGAUACAUGGAUUAGGAUACAAGUUAUCAAAGGUGAUAUGAUAUCAGUUCCAGCUGGAUUGUAUCACAGAUACACAAAUGAUGAAAAUGACUACAUACAUGCCCAAAGGUUCUUUAAGGGUACUCCAGUUUGGACGCCAUACAACAGAGCAAGUGGUGAACAUCCGUCCGUAGCCGAAUAUCUCAAAAUUUUUGGAAAAACCCAAUGA
Molecule: messenger RNA, 528 nt
Organism: Helobdella robusta
Lineage: Eukaryota; Metazoa; Annelida; Clitellata; Rhynchobdellida; Glossiphoniidae
Exons: 4
Coding region: 1-528 (175 amino acids)
Molecular function (GO): acireductone dioxygenase [iron(II)-requiring] activity
Source: RefSeq, a predicted model, not a curated record